UUCUCCUCAAACACCUGUUGAUUAAACUAGCUCGGUGGCCGGCUGAACCCGAGACAUUCAAUGGCCUCUAAACGAGCCUUCAGUGAGGAGGACUUCACCUGCCCGGUGUGCUGUGACAUUUUUAAGGAGCCGGUUCUCCUCUCUUGUGGUCACAGCGUGUGCCGGCGCUGUGUUCGGCGGUACUGGAGAUCUAAACGCACCCGGGAGUGUCCGCUCUGCAGGGAACCGUGCUCUAGGGACCCUCCCGUUAACCUGGCCCUGAGAAACCUGAGUCAGACCUUCCAGGAGGUCCAGGAAGACCCAGAAACGCUGUGUGAUAUUCACGGAGAAAGGCUGAAGCUGUACUGCGUGGACGAGGCUCAGCCUGUGUGUGUGGUGUGUCGAGACUCGCUCUUGCACCAGCACCACACAUUCCGUCCUGUCGAGGAGAUCGCGGCUGAGCUGAAGAAAACGCUUGAGAGUGAACUGAAGAUUGUGACCGCCAAAUCGAAGAACUUCCAAGAUGCCCAGCUUAACUACCAUCAAAAUAUUGACCACAUCAAGAAUCAAGUCCAGCACAUAGAGAAACAGAUUAAGGAGGAGUUUACGAAACUUCAUCAGUUUCUAGGAAAAGAAAUGAUACCCAUGCUAAAAACACUACGGGAGGAAGCAAAGGAGAAAAUACAGAGGCAAAAGGAAAGAAUUGAAAAAAUCAAUCAAGAGGAAGAGACCCUCUCAAAAACCGCUACAGACAUUGAAAAGGAACUACAAUCUGAAGAUAGCAAGUUCAUAAAGAACUUUGAGAAGACACUGGGGAAGUAAGUAGGAUUCCUCUAGCUUCUCAUUUUGUUUCAUUUUCCUCUCAUAGUUCUGAAUCCAAACCCCGCACCCCUGAAUUCUGACUUUUCAGAGCCCAGUGCACGCAGAUGGAUCCAGAAGUGGCUCCUAAAGAAGUGAUCAGUGAGGCAAAGUACCUGGGAAACCUGCAGUUCAGAGUCUGGGAGAAAAUGAAGAACAAUAUCAAAUACUCUCCUGUUUUUUUGGAUGAGCACACGGCUCAUACUCAGCUCGUCCUGUCCGCGGAUCUGACCAGUAUGAACUUCAGCGAUGACCAGGAAGAUGUAAGCAAUGUGAACAGCCAGAAGGGUCCGGACAUUCCGGAGCGGUUUGAUAGGUGUUUGUGUGUGUUAGGCUCUGAAGGCUUCUCUGUGGGGGUGCACAGCUGGGACAUUGAGGUAGGAAACAACACCUUCUGGAUGGUGGGUGUGGCCACAGAGUCCGUCCAUAGAAAAGUGCACAAUGUUUUCCCCAGUGGAGUUUGGGCUGUUGGGUUUGAUAAUAAGCGGCUGUGUGCUCGGUCUCCUUCAGAGCCAUACGUCCCUCUCAGUGAGGCUGCAAAACCCCAGGUGGUCAGAGUUCAUCUGGAUAUGAAUACUGGAGAAGUGCAGUUCUCAGACCCUCUUAGCAGCACCGUUAUCCACACAUUCAAGCACUGCUUCACAGAGAAAGUCUUUCCGUUCUUCCACACCCUGUGUAGUCUCUCUCCUCUGAAGAUCCUGCCCUUCCAGCCUUUUGUGGAAUUGAGAAGGUGCAGUUAACUCACAUUUUUCUGCAGCAAUAAGAAAAGCAUGUUGUACUUUUGGAUGAAUUUCUUGUAGCUAAUUUUUUUUUAAAAAUGUGUUUCAAAGUGAUAUCAUAUACAGUACAUAUGGUAAAUGUAAGUAUUCUGGGAAAAUAGUAUGUAAAGCAGUUUAUCUAGUCAUUAAUCAUGUAUUUGUUCAAACAAAAA
This is a messenger RNA of Colossoma macropomum (tambaqui), 1768 nucleotides long. Its product is annotated as nuclear factor 7, brain-like. Lineage: Eukaryota; Metazoa; Chordata; Actinopteri; Characiformes; Serrasalmidae. The coding region runs from base 61 to 801 and encodes 246 amino acids. The record is from RefSeq and is a predicted model, not a curated record. Gene Ontology annotation, biological process: protein ubiquitination. The transcript is spliced from 5 exons. Gene Ontology annotation, molecular function: ubiquitin-protein transferase activity; zinc ion binding.